CAGGCUCACACUUUGACUCUCGGAAUGCGCCCCAAAGAUCUUCCUUCUUGUCUCCAUUUCAUCACUGCAACGGUCGACCGUGAUCUGCGUUGUCAGGCUUUCUUGGAGCUCGCUAUAUGAUGAACUAUCGAGAGCUGACAAACUCCGUAGAAUUGGCCCGUUGAGCGAAGUGUCGAGUCUCGGAACUUUCUGCAGCAAGCCGCGGCGACCGACGGAUAUUCGCGUCAUUUCCGCGUCAACUGGUCCUUGAUAAACGUUGUCGCGCUCGCAGUGCCUUACUAGAUCUUGUGUAAGCUACUGUCCAGUCAGCUGACAAAUAUGGACAGAAAUGUCGCCAGGGACUACACGGUCGACGUCAUGUGCACGCUCUGUCCGUCGACCUGUUCUGAACACCCUCUGUACUUGUAGUGCCUCCAGCAACAGUGGGAUCCUCUUUUUGAACUGUUCUCACAUUAUCUCGUCAUGUCCGGCCUCGACACUACGACGUAUGACUCCACUAACCUGCAUGGACAGUAUGCAUGGACGGAUACGCUGAAGGGCGUACAUUACGGACCGGGAUCUUUGGCUACUGCUCUACCGAAGCUGCUGAAGACUCUGGGAGCAUCUAAGGCUCUUAUAGUCACUGGUAGAAGUUUGCACGACAAGACAGACGUUGUGAAGAAGGUCGAGGGCGUGUUGCAGCAACACGGCGCGUACGCAGCAACGUUCUACGAGAUUGGCCAGCACACACCCGUCGCGGGUAUCCACAACGGGCUGAAAGUGUUCAAGGAGUCUGGUGCUGAUGUCAUUGUCUCCGUUGGCGGAGGUUCGCCCAUCGACGCAUCCAAGGCGAUCUUGUAUUUCCUCCAGAAAGAGACCGGUGGCGAGUAUUUACGCCAGAUCGCAAUACCCACCACCCUCAGUGCGGCAGAAUACACGGUUGGCGCAGGAUACACGGAUGAGAAGGGAAAGAAGGUCGCCGUUAGCUCUCCACUGCUCGCCCCAUCUGGAAUCAUCCUCGACGCUGAGCUCACGCUCGCUACUCCGGAGCGUCUCUGGUUGUCUACCGGUUUGCGUGCGGUGGAUCAUGCAGUAGAAAACCUUUACAGACCGCUUAUUCCCCCGCCCGUCAAGUACCUGUGCUAUGCUGCCCUCGUCGACCUCUUCAAGUAUCUCCCUGCGUCGAAGGCGAACCCGACUGCAGUCGACAUCCGGCAGAAGCUGCAGCUCGCCUCGUGGAUGAGUCUCUGGCCCAUCAAGCUGGAGAAGUACAGUGCGCUCGGCUUGUCUCACGCGCUCGGGCAUAAGCUAGGGGCUACGUACAGUAUUCCGCAUGGGAUCACCUCCUGCUUGACCCUUGCACCAACGGUCGCUCUCAA
This is a messenger RNA of Rhodofomes roseus, 1358 nucleotides long. RefSeq lists its product as uncharacterized. The annotation marks the transcript as partial. The transcript has 7 exons. Gene Ontology annotation, molecular function: metal ion binding; alcohol dehydrogenase (NAD+) activity. Gene Ontology annotation, cellular component: mitochondrion. The record is from RefSeq and is a predicted model, not a curated record. NCBI's taxonomy places the organism in Eukaryota, Fungi, Basidiomycota, Agaricomycetes, Polyporales, Fomitopsidaceae.